This is a messenger RNA of Blepharisma stoltei, 795 nucleotides long. The record is from the annotation of a GenBank genome assembly. NCBI's taxonomy places the organism in Eukaryota, Ciliophora, Heterotrichea, Heterotrichida, Blepharismidae.
AUGGGUGAUUGUGCUAGUCGUCCUAAUGAAUCAGAAAUUGAAGAGCAUUUGCUCCAGUCAAACCCAAAAAAUGAUUCAUAUUUCCGAUAUAUCCCCAGGAUCGAUUUUUUCAGCAAAGAAAUUGCUGAAGAAACGAAUGUAACGAAUCUCGAACAAAAAAUUAAUUUUCUUAUCAAAAUGAAAAAAGGAUGCCAAUAUAAAAAAGAAAACAUAAUUCAAGGGUCCCAAGCUGUGCCAGAACUAAAUAUUGAAAUACAAAAAGGACAUAAUUUAUACAAAAACAAUAAUUGUUUUUCUCAAAGUAAUCCAAUCUGAAUUAAUUUUUAUUUUUAUAAUAAAAAUUAUAUUCUAUUACAAAUAAUCAUAGAAAAAUAGCAUAAGCCAUAUGUUAAAAUAUCUUUAGAGCCUAAUGGCCCAAUUGUCGAGACCCACGAGUCUGACAGUUAUAAGCCUUAUUGAUAUCGAUUUAUUCAGUUUAGAAACACCAUGUGAUCAUUUGAAAGCAUUGAUUUUAAAGUUCUGCUAAAAAGAAAUAUGAGGGAAGACGAGCUAUUAGGGAAUUAUACCUUGAAAUUAGACAAUUUAGAUGACCAGCUGCUAAAAGAAGGGUGGUUUGAUUUAAUCACUGACGACUCUAUUAAUAAAAAAUGCAUGCUCUGCUUAAGAAUCCAAAUGAUUAAAGAUGAACGGCUUCUUCUAGACAGACUCAUGGACAAAUGCGACGAAAUUAUUUUGAUGGCCAGAUAUAAAAUUGAACAAAUCCACAAUAGCAGAUAUAACUCUGACUCAAAUUAG